Messenger RNA from Achroia grisella, 2531 nucleotides. RefSeq names its product cyclic GMP-AMP synthase-like receptor. Lineage: Eukaryota; Metazoa; Arthropoda; Insecta; Lepidoptera; Pyralidae. The transcript has 5 exons. Bases 186 to 1691 code for a protein of 501 amino acids. The record is from RefSeq and is a predicted model, not a curated record.
AAAUACAUAUACCAAAUGUGUUCACUAUUUAUAUUGAAUAAAGUAUUCUACUAAAACGACUUCCUGGAAAUUUAUCUAAAGAAAUGAAUAUAACAAUGGUUCAUUAUUACUUCUAAAAUUGUGUCAAUAGUGAAGUGUAAUAAUAAAAAUUGUUCUAAACAUAAUUAUACUUGUGAACCAGAACCAUGAGUAACAAAAAGAAAAAUUAUCUGGAUUUGUACCUGACAGAAAUACACAAUCGCUAUGUAUCAUUAAAAAAAGACCAUAAUGAAAAGGCACUAGAUGUUUUCAACAGUGUUUUUGCAAUAUUCAAGAAUUCUAUGAAGAAAUACUGUAAUUAUUUCAAUCAUUAUAGUACUGAGGAUAUGCUCAGUGGUAGCGUUUACGAUGGGACUAAGGUGUCGAAACUGGAUGAAUUUGACAUGGACAUCGUCAUACGAUUGCCCAUCAACUAUGAUGAGGGCGAGAACGGCAUCACAAUUGAAAACGAAGAGGCCGGUUACGUGAAACUAAAGAUCACCAAUGCUUUUGACAACCUGGCGAAACAGAGCAAUUGGGAGAACCGCCAUGUCGUCAUUCACUCGUGGCGGGACAACGAAGGUUAUCUCAGACAGGACAAGUUCCGAUCCUGGAUACAAGGCGUAGCCCAGAAAGCCAUGAACGAGUUCAAUGGCCAAGUUACUGUUAAUGGGGUGACAUAUUCGUUGGAGUCUUCGCAGUCCGGACCCGCAUACACAUUGAAAAUUGCCAGUUUACCGAACGAUCAGCCGUUCAAACUUGAUGUGGAUUUAGUGCCAUGCAUUAAAUUUGAUUUUUCCCGCUGGCCGGAAGGGUAUAGAAAGCCUGCCAUACAAGAGCGAUCAGAAGAAACAAAUACAAAUAAAGACAAGGUAAGACCAGACAAAACUUCCGAGCACUUUUGGUUAGCUGUUCCGAAACCAAACAAGGCCAUUGAGGACCCAGAACGCCAAAAUCGCUGCUGGCGUCUGUCGUUCCAGGAUUUUGAAAGGGACCUUAUGAGGGACUGCCAAAACCUUAAAACAACUAUGAAAUUGGUAAAGAAAAUGCGCGACACACUCAAACUGAAAACAAUCGUUAUGUUUUAUAUAAGAACGUUAUUUCUGUGGAAGGUUUCAGAAACAAAUAAGGAAUACUGGGACAAGAACCUUAGCGUUUUAUUUAAGGCGAUUGUUCAAAAGCUAUAUGAUGCUUUAUGUGAGAAGAAUAUUCCAUGUUUCUGGCAGGAACAACGCAACUUGAUUGAAAAUUUGAAAGAAAAUCAAAGACUGGAAUAUAUGGCGAAGAUAAAGGAUGUUCUCGACAAUAUAGAAGCAGGAGAAACAGAUAAAGUGUUGGCGUCAUUGCUAAAUCGCAGGGAGUUGUCAGACUUCAAGAAGUUGGACAUUUAUAAACCGCAGUCUACAGCUAGUGGUCACGAACAGGGAACAACAUCUGCUAAUGUUAAAGAAGAACUUGUGACGAAUGUGUACAAACAAAUGGACAAAUUACUGAAAAAUGUUAAUGGCCUUAGUGAAACGAUAAGUAAUAAAAAUUUUAAUAUUAACACAGCGAGCAGUUCAAGAAGAGCGCGAUCCAAUGUCUUCCAAAGAGACAGGUCAGAUACAAGUGAUGAUUCAGACUGUUCUACAAGAUCAGAAAGUGAUAACCAAAGUGGCUGUGUAAUACAGUGAUCUGUGAAUGUUAUAAUUAUUUAUGUAUUUAUUAAUUGUUGAAUUCUAUUAGUUUUUCUAAAUAAUAUCGUAAUAUGCAGAUCUGAAUAUAAUGCCCAUGCAUGAAUUACGUCACAAUUUAUUUUGAGGGGGAGAUGCCCUAAAUUUUGUGACGUCACAUUGCUUUAGCUUGUUAACGAGAUUACUCUUGCUUUAGUAUUUAGUGUAAAGCUAGCUGUUAGACACGAGUUUAGCAAGAACCACUGAUAAUAUAAUAUUACAUAGCAAGAACAAACAGGCAAACAAACAAAAAUUUUUUUGACAUAAGUACCGUUUGUAUUUAGUGAAAAGCUGUUAUUUGCAAUUUUAUCGAUUUUAUUUAUUUGUAUAGAUUAUAAAAUAUGUGUCGUCAGAAUAGGGAGGAAGGGGAGGUAGUCGUAAAUGUGAUCAGGGGACACAAGGGUGGGUAGGGGUUAAAAAAAAUUGUAACAUUUGACAUAAUUUAUAGAUAGUCCCAUAUCUCAAUGUAUCAGUUGAUUGUAAUAGAUUUUAUUAAUUAUUUGUAUUUCUUAAACCUGCAAGGAUUUACUGUAAAAAUAUAUUAUAGAUUAUUCAUAUACGUUUAUCAUUGUCCAUAACAAAGUACUGUAGUUCUAAUUAUGUACUUAUUUAAACAUAAUAAUGCUCUUUUGUAUAUUUUCUACGUCGGGAAUGUCUCAUAUGAGGUUGCGUACAAUUUAGACAGUGUUGUAAACUGUUUCUAGUUUUUCAAGCUAUAUUUCCAAAUAAAAAACGAAGUGUGAGAAUAUUUAUUAUAAUAUUUAAUUUUAUAUUGUGGACAUAUUGAUUUUAAACAGCUUU